AUGGCUUUGCCUAGAGAUAAGUCACGCGCGCAAACCCACAAUCAGCAUACGCAGCAUCAGGGAGAAAACAGCACGCAUUACGUGGAACGGGUGGAACCAGAGCAAACAGACAAACUUGGGCGGAGCUCAGAUUCAGACAGCACUUUAUACAUCUUCCCGAUCGAAAUAGACGGCGUCCUCUAUGGAGAUCCCGCGCAACCGGCCACUAAGAAAGAAACAUGUUUUCCAAAGCGGCGACUUUCGAUUGAAGGAGAAUAUGAAACAAGCGGUGCCCAGAGCAAGCUUCACACUGGAGCAUCCUUGACUUCUACGUUUGAUCCAGGAAGUCUGGGCGCGCGACCCGAACCAAUGGACGACGACGAUCCCAGUGACUCGCUUCUGAUAGAAGCACCACUCUCUGAGUCUGAAUCCGAAGAAGCACCACUUUCCGAGCCUGCAUCCGAGGAUCCUGAAUGCACUACACAAAGCCAAUCGCACUCAGAAUCACACUCAGUGGUGCAGCAAGGCAAACCGCACCAACUUCCAAAAUCAUGGCAUGACUGGAUUGUCGAGCUAUUUGCCGGGCGCAAGGCUGCUUCCAAUGCCUCGAGCAAGACUACAACAUGGAGCAGCAAUAAGACUACAUGCAGUAUCGCAUGCAGCACUACGUCUAACGGUCAGGCUUCACUGCCGUCCAUGACCAGUAAUGAAGACAACACCAAUUGCACCCCUCCUCAACAACCACCACGACUUCCCCUCUCAUCAGUCAUCCCUUCAGUCCGCGUACCCAUGCCUCCUCGCAUCGCCCAUCGCCUACGCUAUGUCGAGAUUCUGCCCGCCCCCAUGACCGUCUACACAGGCUACGCCGUGGUCGCGCCCGACGUCUUCAACCCGCAGAUCGUGGAGCGCGGAUUCAACGUGCCUAAAACAGGUCCAGCGACAGCACCUGCUGCAACGCGGCGCCACGACCCGAAUUCCAGACUGCUGGACCGAAACGGAAAUACGUGGGCGGUAUGGAACCAGCGGAAUGCAACCGCAGCUGACCUGCCUUUUGCACGCACACCUCCGACCAACAGGUCCAGUUUUGCACCUUCUAAUGACAAGACGGCGCGGAAAGUGUAGUGUUUGCAGAUGGUAUUGGAGUCUGCAGGUGAAUUUUGGAGUUGAUGGGUAUUAUCGAUUUAUCCCCUAAUGCACUAAUCGUGGUUUUUUGUUUGCGCGGUAAGGAUACAAAGGAUAAUGUCGAUGACACGGUAAU
Molecule: messenger RNA, 1237 nt
Organism: Exserohilum turcica Et28A
Lineage: Eukaryota; Fungi; Ascomycota; Dothideomycetes; Pleosporales; Pleosporaceae
Exons: 2
Coding region: 1-1101 (366 amino acids)
Source: RefSeq, a predicted model, not a curated record